Aplosporella prunicola CBS 121167 is the source of this 946-nucleotide messenger RNA. RefSeq lists its product as uncharacterized. The record is from RefSeq and is a predicted model, not a curated record. The transcript has a single exon. The coding region runs from base 226 to 852 and encodes 208 amino acids. NCBI's taxonomy places the organism in Eukaryota, Fungi, Ascomycota, Dothideomycetes, Botryosphaeriales, Aplosporellaceae.
CAAGAAAGGAAGACAAGCAGCCCAAGGAGACUGCCGAGCUGAUGAUUUCGGUCGAGGAUUUCGCGCGCACCAGAGAUUCGGUGAGUCGCGACUUUGUUUUGAACGCGCCCUCAGAUGCGCGCUCUCAUGCCGACAUUUGAACUUUGACCCGCGCCACAGCACAUGUCAUGCGAUUAUCCCCUAGAGCCUGGCUUCUUCAGCUCAAUUGCAUCCCUGUUGCCCAAUAUGGCUGCGCGCCCGCCUUUCCUGGGGCACGCGCAGGCGCGUGAAGCCGUCGCGGGCCAUCACGCGUUCUCGCGCAAGCUCUUGGACAUCAUCGCACAGCUUCAAUUGCUCCUAGCUCAAUUCAGACGCGAUCCUAACCCGUCCGUGUUCUACCAGGUCGUCACCGGCUUGACUACUCUGCAGACUGCCGUCACCGACCUUCUGCGCUCCUACAUCAAACACACCAACUCGGUCCUGGGAUCUACCCCCCACGGCCUCGACACCCUUGGCAUCUCCAACCCUCUCGGCUCCGACCUUCUGUCUGGCGCCCUGCGCAACGUUUCGCCCGGCGACAUCCUUGCUGCUCCUGCGCCUGCCGCUACCGCUGGCCAAGAAGCUGCCGAGCCUCCCAAGAAGGGCCGCAAGCCCAAGAAGGAGAAGAAGGAAAAGGACCCCAAUGAGCCCAAGCGCCCACUCACCAUCUUCUUCCUGUACUCCGCGUCUGCCCGUCCGGUUGUGAAGGAAGACCUCGGUGUCGAAGCUACCAAGGGCCAGGUUGAGAAGGAGAUCCAAAGGCGCUGGAACGCCCUUCCCGAUGAGGAGAAGCAGGUAGGAUCUAUCUUUGCUUCGUCUGAUCAGCUUCACUGACAAUGAUGUAGCCAUGGAAGGACCUCUACGAUAAGAACCGCCAACAGUACUUGAAGGAGAUGGAGGAGUACAAAGCCACAAAGGGCGAGGAAGC